CCACCAGCUGUCAUCUGUCAAAUUUUUCUCGUGUUUAUAUUUUUUCUAUCAACUAUCAAUUAUAUAUUAAUUUAUAUACUGUGAUACAAUCAAACAAAUAACCUACACAUAUAUCUAUCUAUAAUUUAUCAAUAUCAAUAAUAAAUAUAAAAAUAUAUAAUUAAUUAUAACCUAAAAUUUAUAAGAAUGGAAUCCAAUGAACCGAAUAUUAUUUUCCAUCCAAUGAUUUCAUCAAUUCAAAAAAUUGCGCUCUACGAAACUAAAUCUAGAUUUUAUUUAAUGGGUUCAAAUAAUAAUUUAACACGAUUCCGAGUUUUAAAAAUAGACAGAAUGGAACCAAGAGAAUUGGUAGUCGUUGAUGAUAAAAUGGAAUAUACACACGACGAAAUAGCCGAUCUAGUCACAAUGAUCGAUAUCGGUAAUCGCAGUAGUAACAGUAACAGUAAUAGUAAAUUAAUUGGCCAGAGAAACAAAGCCAGUGGUGUAGCAAGAAUUGUAUCAGCUUUUGGAAUCGUUGAUAAAAAACAACAGUAUAAUUUAAAUUGUCAUAAACCAACUAAAACAAAUUUUAAAUGGAAAUCAACGUGGAACAAGGAUUUAUUUCCUCGUUUAAUAUCUGCUUUUGGUAUUCUUGGUUUCGUAAGAUUUUUAGAAGGCUACUACAUUAUUCUCGUGACAAAACGUCGCAGAGUUGCAGUGAUUGGUCACCAUACGAUUUAUAAAAUAGAAGACACAUCGAUGAUUUACAUUCCCAAUGACACAGUCCGCGUUUUUCAUCCUGACGAGCAACGUUAUGUAAGAAUGUUUCAGAGCAUAGAUCUGAGCAGUAAUUUCUACUUCAGUUACUCCUACGAUCUGACUCAUACUCUGCAGAAUAAUUUAGCGCCGCCAAAACAUAUUUUCAAUAAUAAUAAUAAUAAUAAUAACAAUUUAAAUGGUGAUGGUAAUCAGCACAAAAAAACUGAAAAUCCAGAUAAUAAAAACACUGACGAAGAUGACGAUAAAUUCAUAAAUAUGUGGACGCAGUCGACAUUUAAAAACAAUGACAGAAAAAUAAUUGAUUACGGAGUGCGCAGUAAUCCGAACCGCAGAUUUGUCUGGAAUAAUUAUUUGCUAAGUGCAGUAGAGCGUGACCUGCAUCGUGACUGGAUCCUCUACGUAACCCACGGGUUCAUUGGUCAGUCUAACGUCUGUAUUUUUGGUAAAUCGAUCUACAUAACGCUGAUUGCCCGUCGCAGUAACAAAUACGCGGGCACGCGGUUUUUAAAACGAGGCGCGAAUUCGUCAGGCGAUGUUGCAAAUGAGGUUGAAACAGAGCAAAUAGUUUACGAUUCAGCGGUAAGUUCACUUUAUAGCGGACGUUUUACUUCAUUUGUUCAAAUGCGAGGGUCAGUUCCAGGUAACUGGAGUCAAGAUAUCAGCAAAAUGGUACCCAAGCCAACGAUUUCUUGCGAUUUAGCAGAUCCGUUUUAUGAAAUAGCCGGUGCUCAUUUCAAUAAAUUACUAAAACGCUAUGGUACUCCUACUAUUAUUUUAAGUCUGGUUAAAAAACGCGAGAAGAAAAAACACGAGAGUACAUUAAGUGACGAAUUAACAUCAGCAGUCAGAUAUUUAAAUCAAUUUUUAUCACCUGAAAAUCAGCUGCAGUACGUAAGUUUUGACAUGGCGCGUAUGAAUAAAGGCAAGGAAGCCAAAGUUAUGAGUCGGCUAGCAAAUAUUGCCAACAAUGCUGUGAUAAAAACGGGUAUUUUUCAAUCACAAGUACCCUACUACAGUCAGAAAAAAUUAUUUAUCGACAAUUCUUUGCCUUUGACUAGAAAAUCUCACUGUCAUGAUGACAAUAAUGAGGACCAACCAGUUUAUGAUAAAAUAACAGAGUCGUUUAUAAAACGCGGCACCUUACAAACAGGGAUAAUACGUACGAACUGCGUCGAUUGUCUUGAUCGUACGAACACAGCGCAAUUCGCUAUCGGUAAAUGCGCACUAGGCUAUCAAUUAUGUGCCUUGGGUGUCUUGGACUCAGCAAAACUUGAAUUUGAUUCUGACUGCGUGAGAAUGUUGGAGGAAUUAUAUGAAGAUCAUGGUGACACUUUGGCGCUGCAGUACGGCGGUUCACAAUUGGUCCAUCGUAUAAAAACUUACCGUAAAACCGCACCCUGGACUAGUCAGGGCAAUGAUAUUAUGCAGACACUGAGUCGAUAUUACAGCAACACAUUCAGCGAUCAAGAGAAACAACACACGAUAAAUUUAUUUCUGGGUCUGUUUACUCCGGAAGAAGGUCGCGCGCCGUUGUGGGAAUUAUUGACUGAUUAUUAUUUGCAUCACACCCCGGUUUUGAGGCGGUCUGAUGACCGACGGGGCGCUAAAUCAUUGACCCAGUGGUGGGACAACAAUACGAUCAGGUGUUUGCCGUACGCGUAUGACGACAUCGAGAAGACUUGCUGGGAAAUGGUCCAAGUUGACAACACGCAGGAAGAAAUGAUUGACGUUUAUUCCGAUUAUCAUCGUCCGUAUGAACUGGUACCGCUUUCGGAGAUGUACGCCUACCAAAUAAGCCACUCGAUAAGAGAUUUCAUGCCGCAUUUCACGACAAACUUCAGUCCCUUCGCGGUCCGAGUGAGGCCUGGUAGGAGGAGAGAGGAGACGGGUAACAAGCGCAAUGGUAACAUAAAAAAUCCGUCAAUGACUGGGCAGAGCAGCACGAGCAGCACGGCCUCGAGUGCCAGUUCCAGUGUUGACACCAGUUCUGAUGACGAGGACGACGAUCUUGUGGUCGUACGUCACCAGAGAAGCGAUUUGUCUGCCAGGGAUGCUAAUGAUGUCAGUGUCAGUUCUGUCAGUUUCGAGGCGCUUUUUCCUACGAUGAAAGAAGUCUAUGGAGUGGAGUUGGAAAACCCGAGACGCAGUGACUUGGUUCUGUAUAAGAGGUUUGUUAUGAUUGGACGUAAUGCCGCGGGGUUUAAAGAUCAUUCAACCAGUAUUCAAAAAUCUAAAAUGGUGCAGCAAGCGACGUUUCCGGAUGUUGUUAAUUUUAGUAAAAAACAAGUGGAUUAUUUCAAGCUGCCGAAAGUUGACGACACUAGUGUCAGUAUUUAUGAACAAUAUGUACAAAGAGGAAAGAAUGGCGGUUUUAUUCCAAAUCCCACGGACAUGAUUCUUUAUGAAAAAUAUACUUAUGAAAGUAAACUAUGUCUCGGAAUUUAAAAUAAUUUGUAUAUAUUUAUGUAUAUUUAUGAACUUUUGACGAUUGUAUUUAAU
This is a messenger RNA of Microplitis mediator, 3258 nucleotides long. It is a transcript of the gene FIG4, whose product is annotated as polyphosphoinositide phosphatase. NCBI's taxonomy places the organism in Eukaryota, Metazoa, Arthropoda, Insecta, Hymenoptera, Braconidae. Gene Ontology annotation, cellular component: intracellular membrane-bounded organelle. The transcript is spliced from 5 exons. Gene Ontology annotation, biological process: phosphatidylinositol dephosphorylation. The record is from RefSeq and is a predicted model, not a curated record. Gene Ontology annotation, molecular function: phosphatidylinositol-3,5-bisphosphate 5-phosphatase activity. Bases 187 to 3204 code for a protein of 1005 amino acids.